CAUCACCAAAAUACUCCUUAUUUUGCUCUCUCUUCAGGCAAAAAGCACUGGCAUCCACGGGUGGAAGAAGUGUUCAAGCAGCAUGCGACUGGCUCUUCUCCCAUGUGGGUGACCCAUUCCUCGACGACACCCUGCCCCGGGAGUACGUCCUCUACCUGCGCCCAACCGGCCCCCUGGCUCAGAAGCUCUCCGAGUUCUGGCAGCAGUCAAAGCAGAUCUGUGGGAAGAACAAGGCUCACAACAUUUUCCCACACAUCACCCUUUGUCAGUUCUUCAUGUGUGAGGACAGCAAGGUCGAUGCUCUCACUGAAGCUCUGCAGGCCACCGUGAUGCGGUGGAAAUGCAAAUUCCCUGCCCCUCUGCCUCUGGAGCUCUACACGUCCUCCAACUUCAUUGGGCUUUUUGUCAAGGAAGAAAGUGCUGAGGUGCUCAAGAAGUUUGCUGCAGACUUUGCUGCAGAGGCUGCUUCUAAAGCAGAUGUUCACGUGGAGCCCCACAAGAAGCAGCUCCACGUGACGCUGGCCUAUCACUUCCAGAGCAGCCACCUGCCCACGCUGGAGAAGCUGGCCCAGAACAUCGACGUGAAGCUGGGCUGUGACUGGGUGGCUGCAAUAUUCUCCCGGGACAUCCGCUUCGUCAAUCACGAGACUCUGCAAGUGAUCUAUCCUUACACUCCCCAGAACGACGAUGAACUGGAGCUGGUCCCAGGGGAUUUUAUUUUCAUGUCCCCAGUGGAACAAACCAGUACAAGUGAGGGCUGGAUUUAUGGCAUUUCCCUUGCAACUGGCUGUUCUGGGCUAUUGCCUGAAAAUUACAUCACCAAGGCGGAUGAAUGUGGGACCUGGGUGUUCCAUGGGUCCUACUCAAUUCUGAAUACUACAUCUUCCCCGUCCCUUCAAGGCUUCACUGAUGGCGCUCUGGAAAGAAGACAGCAGGAAGACCAAGGACCUGGAGACACAGGACCUCUCACUAUCAUCUGCCAGAACGUGCAGCCCCUGAGGAUAAGCAGCCAGCCAGGGCCUCAGAAGCGCUGCCUGUUUGUCUGCAGACACGGGGAAAGGAUGGAUGUGGUUUUUGGGAAGUACUGGUUGUCACAGUGUUUUGAUGCCAAAGGGAGGUAUGUGCGCAGCAACCUGAACAUGCCCCACAGCUUACCUCAGAGGAGUGGAGGCUUCAGGGACUACGAGAAGGACGCGCCCAUCACCGUGCUGGGCUGCACCCAGGCCAGGCUCGUCGGUGAAGCCUUGCUAGAAACUAAUACCAUUGUGGACUACAUCUACAGCUCCCCAUCCCUACGGUGUGUGCAGACAGCACACAAUAUCUUGAAAGGUAUGCAACAGGAGAACAACCUGAAAAUCCGAAUAGAGCCAGGACUGUUUGAAUGGACCAAGUGGGUGUCUGGGAGCACACUGCCUGCCUGGAUACCCCCUGUGGAUUUAGCUGCAGCUACUCUAAGCGUUGAUACAACCUACAGACCUCAUAUUCCUGUCAGCAAGUUAGUGGUUUCCGAAUCUUAUGAUUCAUACAUAAGUAGAAGCUACCAAGUAACAAAGGAAAUCAUCAGUGAAUGUAAAGGCAAAGGAAAUAACAUCCUGCUCGUGGCACACGCGUCCUCCCUGGAGGCUUGUACCUGCCAGCUCCAGGGGCUCUCCCCACAGAACUCCAAGGACUUUGUACAGAUGGUCCGAAAGAUUCCAUACUUGGGGUUUUGUUCAUGCGAAGAACUGGGAGACACGGGUGUUUGGCAGCUUACAGAUCCCCCCAUCCUCCCUCUCACACACGGACCAACUGGAGGCUUUAACUGGAGAGAAACCUUACUACAAGAAUAG
Merops nubicus (carmine bee-eater) is the source of this 1829-nucleotide messenger RNA. RefSeq names its product ubiquitin associated and SH3 domain containing B (gene UBASH3B). Lineage: Eukaryota; Metazoa; Chordata; Aves; Coraciiformes; Meropidae. Gene Ontology annotation, molecular function: protein tyrosine phosphatase activity; protein binding. Gene Ontology annotation, cellular component: cytoplasm. The record is from RefSeq and is a predicted model, not a curated record. The transcript is spliced from 13 exons. The annotation marks the transcript as partial. Gene Ontology annotation, biological process: platelet aggregation; collagen-activated tyrosine kinase receptor signaling pathway; regulation of osteoclast differentiation.